CCUUGUUUUGGCGGCCAUUUUACUUUAUUUAAAGUAGGCGCUCGUGAGCCUCUUGUCUGCUAGCUGAUUCCAAAAUAAACCGAUAAAACAUGAACGCGCCACCAGCAUUUGAGUCAUUUUUGCUGUUUGAGGGAGAGAAAAAAAUUACUAUAGUUAAGGACACCAAGGUGCCCAAUGCCUGCCUUUUCACCUUGAACAAAGAAGACCACACACUCGGCAACAUCAUCCGAUCGCAACUGCUGAAGGACCCUCAGGUGCUCUUUGCAGGGUACAAAGUCCCUCAUCCCCUGGAACACAAGAUUGUCAUCCGUGUGCAGACCACCCCAGAUUACAGCCCACAGGAAGCCUUCACCAACGCCAUCACGGAUCUCAUCAGUGAGCUGUCCUUGCUGGAAGAGAGGUUCAGGGUGGCCAUCAAGGAUAAACAGGAGGGUAUUGAGUGAGCAGUGUCGUCACUCUUCUUUCUCUAAUGGAGGCCCCUGACAUUAAUUAUUUAUUGAGGAUUUGGCUGCAGUUUAUCUCUUUUAAAUCAUAACAAAAUGGGCUAUUCGUCCAUGUGAUGGAUUAUGCUCUGAAUAUCUUGCGAGAGGAAGCCUACAGAAAAAAGUGGACACUGGGAGGAGUUCACAGCCAGCUCAACAAUGUUUUUUACUUUAUUUUUGAUAAGCUUUACCCGUGACUCGGCAUCCCUUCAUUAUUGGUUGAAUAUUCCAGACCGAAUGAAGCACUUUGCUCAGGUUACGAUGUUCAAGGUGCGAUUUUUUUUUUAACGUGUUUUUGUCUCUGAAGGAAAAAAAAUUUUUCUUUGUACAACUGAAGAAAAUUGUAUAAUGUCUUUGUUGGAAACUUGUAUGAUUUGUAUAUCACUGAUGAUUCAAAUAAAAAAAAAUGUAAGAA
This is a messenger RNA of Brienomyrus brachyistius, 897 nucleotides long. RefSeq names its product RNA polymerase II subunit J (gene polr2j). Bases 90 to 443 code for a protein of 117 amino acids. The record is from RefSeq and is a predicted model, not a curated record. Gene Ontology annotation, molecular function: DNA binding; protein dimerization activity. Gene Ontology annotation, cellular component: RNA polymerase II, core complex. The transcript has 4 exons. Gene Ontology annotation, biological process: transcription by RNA polymerase II. Lineage: Eukaryota; Metazoa; Chordata; Actinopteri; Osteoglossiformes; Mormyridae.